AUGACAUCCACAACCCCAACAACCCCAUCAAAACGACAAUAUGCCACACCAGCCUUCCAAACAACCCGGCUGACAUUUACACCCCUCGCUCAAACCGAUGCGACAGCUCUACACGAGCUCCGCAGCGCACCGGAAUGCAUGAAAUGGAGUCGCCAGGGCCGCCCCGACGCCUCCAUCGCAGAAACCCAGAAGUGGCUUGACGGGUUUCUAGCGGAAGUUACAGCUGAAGCUGAAGCUGAUACUACUCGGUCAGAGUCGGUGGACUCGAAAUUGGAUCCUCGGAAAGAUGUGGUCUUUGCAGUGAGGGAGGUCUCCCAUGUCGAGUCUGGGGCAGCGGAAGAUAGGAUUGUUGCGCAGGCUGGUUUCAGAAAGGCGAAAUCCGAGGUUACGGGCGUCGAGCGGUUUGAGAUUGGGUAUAUGUUUGCUCCCGGGGUUUGGGGGAAAGGGUACGCGAGUGAGGCUGUUAAAGGGAUGGUGCGAUGGUGGUUUGAUCUUUAUUCUGGAGAAGGAGAAGAACUAGAGGGGGUUUAUUCGAUUGUUGCAAAGACGAAUCCGGCGAGCUUGAGGGUCAUGGAGAAAUGUGGUUUUCGGUUUGUUGCGGAGGGAGUGGAUGAUCAUGGAGAGGACGUUGUUGAGUUUUGUAUAAACAAUGAGUAA
Molecule: messenger RNA, 657 nt
Organism: Aspergillus calidoustus
Lineage: Eukaryota; Fungi; Ascomycota; Eurotiomycetes; Eurotiales; Aspergillaceae
Source: the annotation of a GenBank genome assembly